Molecule: messenger RNA, 630 nt
Organism: Tetranychus urticae (two-spotted spider mite)
Lineage: Eukaryota; Metazoa; Arthropoda; Arachnida; Trombidiformes; Tetranychidae
Source: RefSeq, a predicted model, not a curated record
GAAAUAACCAUUUCAAGUGCAUAGAUGAUUUAUGUCCAGUUAACUAAUCAAACCAAAUCAUGGAUUUAACAGCUUUUCCACUUUUUCUAUCAGUUUUAAUCAGUUUUCAACCAUCAGUUGAAUCUGUUAAAUGUUUUACCUGUUAUUUUACGAUAAACCGAUGCACUGAUCUCAAUUGUUACAACAGUCCAGACAAUUGCAGUCCCAAAUUUUUCACUGCCGCUGUGGUUCCGUUCAAAGAGUGUCCAGCAGGUUGUGAGAUGUUUUCCAUAUCUGAUUCCAAUGGAAUUGUUCUUGAAUGGCGUCGUGGGUGCGAUACGUCCGGCAAUACAGCAGGAACGGCGAUCGAUUUUACCAGUAAAUGCAAGACAGAAUACGUUUUUGGAACUCGGAUGGAUAAAUGUUUUUGUAAUCAAGAUUUUUGCAAUUCCUCGGCGAAAAUCAAACCCGGUUUAAUAUUGUUAUUAACUGUCUUAUCUGUCUUAAUUUUUAUAUAUUUCUAGAAGUACAUUCAAUCGUAAUUUUAUCCUUAUAUUGGAUUCUUGUUAAUUGACAACAAUUUUUAUAAAAAUCACACAUUUAAUAUAUUUUUAGUUGCAAUUAUUACAUGUUGAAAUAAACGCUUAAUAA